CGCAUCGCGCCAAGAAACCCGACGUCGACCGGCGCCGAAUCGCGUUCGAUCGCUCGAACUGGGUCUCCGGUCCACCCUCGUCUCGGUCCCGUCCCGCUUCGUGCGGUACUCGUAGCGACUGUAAUCGAGUAACCGGCAACCGGCUAUCUGGAUGAUUACGAGGCGUUAUCGCGGUGGAGAACGCUCGUAAAAACGCAGCGGUGCUCCGUGACAUCGGAAGCGACGCGGCUCGAAUGUGUCGUGUAGGCGGCAUUCGAGAUACGCGCCGAGUAUUGAGCUGGUUUGGUGACCGGCUCUCUGAUAAAGUGGACCUUUCUACGCGUACGUGUUUGCGGAUGUCGGGGUCGGGUCUGGGUUUCCACGGUUCCAUCGACGAACUCCGAACGACUCCUUCGGCGGAGUUGAUAUUUUAAUCAAUAGGUCGUGAAUGAAGAGUCAUCUCUAGCUACGUUACCUUCGCAUGAAUUAUUGUACGAUCGGAUUCACGUUGCGUUUUAAAUACACUGCUGUGUUGCAAAUAAUUGGACAAUCAGGACUUGUCAACCAACUCUUCGCUUUUGAUUAUCGUAAUGCCGCCAAUUGUUGGUUGAUAAUAAUGAUGGGGACUUUGAUUUAAAUUAACGUCUUGUUAGAGCAAUAUAAAGUGUUAAGGAAUUAUAGCAGACGACUCGACAAAAGUUUAAACCAUUGGUUGAAGGAAACUGAUUUACGACUGUAUUGCGAUUGAAUUUAGCUAUUGCGUGCUAAGAUGUCGAUUUAUGGUAGUCUGAGUAUUUAGAAAGCAACUUGUAAAGACAAUUCUGGUGAUUUAUCUCGUUUAAGAGCUAUCAUUUUAUCAACGUAAAUGAAAGGCACUUGGCGUAUUAGCUCGUUAGAUCUAUGGAUUCAUAGAUAAGAUAGUCGGAGCACCUAUCGAAUGAUAAAUCCAUUCAGUCACACACGUGUGUAUCUGGUUGCCGUUCGUAGGUUUCUGUUCUUCCUCUAGAUGGCAGUAGUCGCUUUAAUUGUAUACAAUUAUACAUUAGAAGUUGCAAAUAUAGAACGAGUAAUUUAGCGUAAAUUUUUACUUGUGAGGCGAUGGCCAUUUGUUGUGCCCUUAGACAUGCCCAAUCAACGGAAGUCAAAACGAUUUCGGUUUUUUCAGAUUCUCUUAGCGUGUUACAAGCAAUUUUAUCGUUUAAUCUUUUAAGUAAUAGAUCUUAUUUAAUUAGAGAAAUAAUUAAUUUAGUACAAAAUCUGUUACAAAAUGGCAGACAGGUCACAAUUUACUGGAUACCUGCUCAUGUCGGCAUACAGUAUAACGAACUAGCGGACACGUUGGCGAAGAAUGCAAUUAGAACGGGUACAGAUACCGACUUGCUUAUACCAGCACAAGAUAUAAAAGCGCAUUGGAAAGAAAAAAUGUUCUCUGACCUUGAUAAUUAUGUUAGAAGGGAAGAUAGGAGUAAGGGGAUGAAAUACUGUGAUAUGUUUUAUAGUAAUACCAGAAAACCGUGGUUUCACGAUGUACACUUAGAUAGAAGACAAAUAGUUAUAAUCAAUAGGCUGCGUUCCGGACAUACUUCUCUAAAUCAAAGCUUAUUUAAUCACCACAUAGUUGAUUCUCCGUUAUGUUUGUGUAAUGUUUACAAUCAAACAGCGAAUCAUGUUUGUUGGCAAUGUUUUCUAUUCGAUGAUGAAAGACAACAGCUCCUCAGGGAGUUAAAGAGGCGAACGAUUAAAAUCGCAGUCUAAUAAUGAGACUUAUGCAAAGGAAUUUAUAAGUAAUGAUAUGGUUGUGUACUGAAUGAGUUUUGUAUUCUUCGAUAAUCUUUGAAUUUCAUAGUUAUUGAGGUGGUUAUUGUUAUACAACAUAUGUGCGAGAGGUUAAGAGUUCAUAUCACUCAUGUCUUUCUUAAGAGUUUAAGAAAUGUUUUUGUUUUUUUUUUAUUUGUAAAGAGCGGGCAAUAUGGGCUAGUUUCCAGCGCCAUAUGUAUUUAUAUUUUGUUUUAAUAAAAAAAAAACAAUUAUAUAUAUAGAAUAAAAUUUAUAGAGUAGUAACAUUAAUAUUUAUAACUAGCAUUCAUAUAGUAAUUUGUGACUGUAUUAUCAGAAUUUAUCAUAAAUCUGAAGAAUAUUUAUUCUUUUAAAAUUAUACAUUGGCGGAGUAAAGGAUGAAAUUGUACAAGUAAUAAUGUUUUUUACGCAUUUUCAUGUGCCCAUUUUUUAAUAUAUUUUACAGUUAUAAUAAGAAUUGCUUCAUAGAGGCAUUUCAUAAAUAUAUAUUUUUCACAUAUAAAAUAAUAGCUGUAUCCAAGUAUAAUGAUAAGAGGAAAAUUUGUGGGAAAGCGAGCAAGAAAAAGUAGAAAAUGGAUUUAGAAUCAAGACAUAUUUGCAUGUAAGACAUUUAGUUUUAUUAUAUAAUUACGAAAGAAAAUGACAAAUUAUACGCACAAUGAGAAAUACGUAUGCGUAGCGACGUUGUAAAUUCUAAAAUUACAAAGUUUCAAAUCAUGCUAUUUUAUUACAUUAUUAAGAGAUACGUUGCCCGCAUGAAAUAAAAUAGAGCAAAUAGUUGCAAUUUUGUCCGUCAAUCAGUCUGUCAACAGAUGAGAAAAAUUAAAUGUCGCACCAUGAA
Ooceraea biroi (clonal raider ant) is the source of this 2617-nucleotide messenger RNA. RefSeq lists its product as uncharacterized. NCBI's taxonomy places the organism in Eukaryota, Metazoa, Arthropoda, Insecta, Hymenoptera, Formicidae. Gene Ontology annotation, molecular function: RNA-DNA hybrid ribonuclease activity; nucleic acid binding. The record is from RefSeq and is a predicted model, not a curated record.